AUGACACCACAUAAGGGAGACUUGUCGCAGGAUCUCGCGAUGAUGAGAGGAUUGAAAGGGGUGAAGCAACCUAUGCAGAUAGGUACCUUUCCAAUCCUUGUGAGGCUUAACUAUCAGGUGUGGCCAUCUAGGAUGCGUCUACACCUCAAAGGUCUUGAGCUCUAGGAUGUCAUUGAGGCGGAGACUCCAGUCAAGAAGAAAGAUAGACAGGUGAUGUCCAUCCUCUUCAGCACUCUCUCAGAUGAAAUCUCAUAGGAGUUGGAUGUCGAGAAAACUACUAAGCACGUGGAAUCUGCUGAAGGCAAAGAAUGGAGGUGUUCCAUGCCUACAAACAGCCUAUAUUCAAUCACUACGGAAAGAUUACGAGAAUCUUUCUACGGAAGAUGAUGAGUCAGUUCUUGAUUAUUUCGGGAAACUUCUUGGAUUGUGAUUGAAUUAAAGAGUCCUAGGGAGAAGAUUUCGGAUGCGGAUCUCUCCACCAAACUCUUGAGGUCAGUCUCAAGUAAGUUUGACUCGAUUACAAUGUCUAUUGAGUAGUUUCAGGAUCUUGAUGCAAUCUUAGUGGAGGAGGUUCUUAGAACUCCCAAGAUUCAUGAAGACAAACUUCAAGAUCGCUCAGUCAAGAGGGAAGAGAAAGUCUCAUUGGCUCAUGCUCUUGGCAAAAAUAAGAAGAAAGAUUCUUCCGAUAGUUCUCAGGCAAGAGGCAGAGGAAGAGGCCAUGGCAAAGGAAGAGCAAGAGGAAUGA
Molecule: messenger RNA, 745 nt
Organism: Spirodela intermedia
Lineage: Eukaryota; Viridiplantae; Streptophyta; Magnoliopsida; Alismatales; Araceae
Source: the annotation of a GenBank genome assembly